Ceratosolen solmsi marchali is the source of this 1773-nucleotide messenger RNA. It is a transcript of the gene Grasp65, whose product is annotated as Golgi reassembly-stacking protein 2. The transcript has 7 exons. Lineage: Eukaryota; Metazoa; Arthropoda; Insecta; Hymenoptera; Agaonidae. Gene Ontology annotation, biological process: Golgi organization. The record is from RefSeq and is a predicted model, not a curated record. Gene Ontology annotation, cellular component: Golgi apparatus. The coding region runs from base 240 to 1619 and encodes 459 amino acids. Gene Ontology annotation, molecular function: protein binding.
UCAGUGAAGAAAUUUUCAACUCCUUAACCGAGAACGAGGGCACGUCACAUCGGUGGCUUUGUGCUUCGUGGUUGUACAGUUCUCCGAUCGCUGCCACGUACAUUAACGUUUAAUAAAAAUAAUAGCGUUACUAGUGGUUAAUUCUUUACGUUAACGACGGAUUACUUCGUGAAUGUUGAAUGGUUCUCCGUAAUUCACCCGGAACGACCUGAACGUUUUGCUACGUAGAGACAAACGAAAUGGGAGGGUCUCACAGUGUCGAGAUACCCGGCGGCGGCACAGAAGGUUACCACGUCCUCACGGUGCACCAAGGCUCGCCGGGACAAAAGGCUGGCCUCGAGGCUUUCUUUGAUUUUAUUGUGUCCAUUGGUAAUACAAGAUUGGAUCAGGAUAACGAUACAUUGAAAGAGCUUCUAAAAGCUGGAGUUGAUAAAGAGCUUUUAAUUACCGUGUAUAGUAGUAAGACUCAAUCUGUAAGACAGACUACUAUUGUACCAAGUAUGACGUGGGGUGGACAGGGAUUACUCGGAGUUAGUAUAAGGUUUUGCUCUUUUGAAGGUGCUAACGAGAAUGUUUGGCACGUUUUGGAAGUUCAUCCAUCAUCGCCUGCCGAAUUGGCUGGGCUUAGACCAUUUACAGAUUAUAUUAUUAGCGUGGAUUCGGUACUCCAUGAAAGCGAAGAUUUAUUUACUUUAAUCGAAGCUCACGAGUCUCGCCCACUUAAAUUAUAUGUUUAUAAUAUAGACGAUGAUUCAUGUAGAGAAGUAACGAUAACUCCUAAUAAUACAUGGGGCGGCGAAGGCAGUCUUGGAUGCGGAAUAGGUUAUGGUUAUCUUCAUAGAAUACCCAUUCGAAAUAUUGUAGAUAACAACAAAUCUCAUAAUGCUGCUUUGAAUAGUAUUUCAAGUACGCCUCAAAAUAUUCAGCUACCAACUUUACCAGUAAAUGCACAGAUUUCGAGUGCAGUUCCACAAUUCACUAUGCCUCCAAUUUAUAAUUUACCUUCGACAGAUAUUGGUAAAAUAAAGGAGACUACUGGAGUCGAACAUUCAAUUCCUGCCCCAAUUUUACCUCAAUCUAAUUUUAUCCCAAGAACUGAUCCAAAUGUGGUAAUAACAACCAGUACAAUUGGAAUUUCAAUUCCAAUGAAUUCCCCACAACAAACAUCAGCAAAUAUUGUAAUGAAUUCGCCACAGCAAACAUCGUCUGCGAAUAUCAUAAUGAAUUCGCCACAACAGUGCUCAACAGGAAUUCCACACUAUACUUCACCACAGCAUAGUAUAAGCUGCCCUCCAGUUAUAGAGCCACCUAGUUAUUUAAAUACGCCACAUAUUCCGGGUAUGCCACUGAGUCCACCAUUGCCACCACUUUAUACAAAUGUACAAAGUACACUAGCCAGUGAAUUCCAUCCAAAUUACAGUACACCAUCAUCGGUUUCAGUUAACAUACCAAAUUUCAAUAUGCCUCAGCCGCAGGUUGUGACAACUCCCAUCUCAUUACCUGGAAUGCCACCCAUUACCGUCAGCGCAUCUGUACCGCAAAAUCCAUCAUUUUAUUCACCAGUUAUGCAACAAAAUCAAAUUCCUGGUACAAAUGCCAUGUCCUCACCAACACAAUAACAAACGCAGUGAUACGAAAAUUGAAAGUAAUAAGUGACACGCUAAGACUAUUAAGAAUGUGGUGUGCGAGACAAGAUUAUUGUUUUCAAUACCUUGAAAUUUAUAUUUGUAGGAAUGCAGAAAAAGAUAUCGGGUUAAAAUAUAUUAAUUGAAA